Messenger RNA from Acaulospora morrowiae, 265 nucleotides. NCBI's taxonomy places the organism in Eukaryota, Fungi, Glomeromycota, Glomeromycetes, Diversisporales, Acaulosporaceae. The record is from the annotation of a GenBank genome assembly.
AUGACGAAAUUGUGCCUGUAUUGCGGUGAUAAAGAGCCUGAUCUUGAUCCCAAUGAUGACAUUCUUAGUGAAUAUUGCAGCGAUGAGUGUCGCCUCAAAGCACUGAAUUCCGGACUUACUCUGCCAUGCGAACUUUGUAAAGCAUUUCCAAAAGUAAAGUAUAGUAAAUACUGCGGAUUGACAAGAUGUCGAAAAGAGAAUUUAUGCAUUAUGUGCAGGAAAAACGUUGUAACGAGGAGAGAUUCAUUUUGGUGUUCUAAAAGUU